AUGUCGGGACAUAGAUAUAUCCAAGGCAAAGACUUAUUUGAUGAUGAUGAUGUGGACGACGAUACUUUCGUUAACAGUUAUAGGUCAAGGAUUCCACCGCCAAAACCAAAACCUAGUUCAUCAUCACCUUACAUUGCUGACUUAGAAAGACAACGACAAACUAUGCUUGAAAAACAAAAAGAAAUUGAACAACGUACUCUGGACUCCUCGACAAGGAGCAUUGGUUUGUUGCGCGAAUCUGAACAAAUUGGAAUUGCGACUGCUGAAGAACUUACCCGCCAACGUGAACAGUUGCAAAACACAAGCAGGCGACUAGACGAAAUAAAUACAAAUUUAAACUAUAGUCAAAAACAUCUAAACGGUAUUAAGUCAGUAUUUUAUGGAUUCAAGAAUUACUUAUCAGGUAAAUCAGAUCAAACUCCUCCAAAAAGUCAGGCAUCUCCUAGCUCUAACAGUUCUAAAGCAGGUACAAGCAGUAGAUUAGAUGAUACUGUAAAUACAAUGAGUAUAAGUGGAAUUGAUCAUUUUGGUACCCAUCCAGCAACUCGCUUAAGAGGUCUAGAUCAACAAAUCACUGCCGAGCCAAUAUCAGAUACUCAACGGAUAAAUAAAGUGUUAGAUGCUAAUUUAGAUGAAAUGGUGACUCAUAUUUCUAGACUCAAAGGUCUUGGAGUAGCCCUUGGAGAAGAAAUUGAACAACAAAACCACCUUAUUGAUGAAAUUCAUGAUAAAGUUGAUGUUGCAGAUAUAAAAAUUGGACAUCAAAAUAAACAGAUGAAUAAACUUUUAGGAAAA
This is a messenger RNA of Brenthis ino (lesser marbled fritillary), 795 nucleotides long. Lineage: Eukaryota; Metazoa; Arthropoda; Insecta; Lepidoptera; Nymphalidae. The record is from the annotation of a GenBank genome assembly.